Molecule: messenger RNA, 417 nt
Organism: Cinclus cinclus
Lineage: Eukaryota; Metazoa; Chordata; Aves; Passeriformes; Cinclidae
Gene: FABP6
Product: fatty acid binding protein 6
Exons: 4
Coding region: 31-417 (128 amino acids)
Biological process (GO): fatty acid transport
Cellular component (GO): nucleus; cytosol
Molecular function (GO): fatty acid binding
Source: RefSeq, a predicted model, not a curated record
CCUCUUGCCCAGGCUCAUCCCAAGGGAACAAUGGCAUUCACAGGCAAAUACGAGUUCGAGGGUGAUGAGAACUACGAUGCCUUUGUGCAGAAGAUUGGUCUCCCCAGUGACAAGGUUGAAAUGGGAAGGAACUGCAAGAUUGUGACUGAGGUGGUGCAGAAUGGGAAUGACUUCACCUGGACUCAGCACUUCCCAGGAGGCCGCACCACAACCAACACCUUCACCGUGGGCACUGAGGCAGACAUGGAGACCAUGGGAGGAAAGAAGUUCAAGGCAACUGUCAAAAUGGAAGAUGGGAAACUUGUAGCUGAUUUCCCCAACUACCGGCACACUGCAGAGAUCUCUGGGGGGAAGCUGGUGGAGAUUUCUACUACUUCUGGUGUAGUCUACAAAAGGACCAGCAAAAAGAUCGCCUAA